AUGGCGGCAAUUGUGCCCAUUGGGGUCCCGCUGCCUCUCUAUGGACCUCCUUACCCCCCACAAGUGGCCGCCCUGGGGCUUAUCCCAGACGUGAGGGUAGAUGUCCCAAUCUGCAUCAUCCUCAUCAUCUUCUUCUUUGCGGGCGCCCUUCUCAAUGGGGCAAUAUUCGUCCGCAACAUGGGCCGCGGUCACAAGUUCCUCCCCUCGGCCGUCCUCGUCAGCUUCUGCCUCAUCCGCAUCAUCGCCCUCUCCCUCCGCAUCGCCUGGGCCACCCAGCCCUGGAACGUCUCGCUCAACAUCGCGGCAUCCGUCUUCGCUGCUGCCGGCGUCGUCCUCCUCUUCAUCCUCAAUCUCCUCUUCACCCACCGCCUCCUCCGCGGCCUCCACCCGAACCUCGGCUGGCUGCCCGCCGUCAACAUCUUCUUCCUGUUCUGCUACUUCCUCAUCUUCGUCUGCCUCGUCUCCGCCAUCACCGCCCUCGUCGUUAGCUUCUACACCCUCGAUCCCGUGAGCCUCUACGACUGUCGCAGGGUCCAGCUCUUCACCUCCACGACCCUCACCAUUAUCGCCUUCCUUCCCAUCCCCAUCCUCCUGUUUGCCGCCUUCUACCCGGGCCUCCGCCGCCCCGAGCCCUUCGGAUAUGGCUCCCUAACGACGAAGAUCAUCCUCGUCCUCACCGCCGCAACCCUCAUGACCAUUGGCGCCGCCUAUCGCUGCGGUGUCAACUACGCCGUGCGCCCCGUCCUCUUCCCCGGCUGGUGGCACCACAAGGCCUGCUACUACAUCUUCAACUACGACCUCGAGCUCGUCGUCAUCUUCCUCUACGCUCUCAUGCGCUUCGACCUCCGCUUCCACGUCCCCGAUGGCGCCCGCAAGCCGGGCCACUACGCCAAGGGCCAGCACGCCUACAAACGCGUCAGCACCCUCACCGUGCGUGAGAGAUUCGGAGGCGGCAGAAGCGGUGGCCACGGCGUCGUCGCCUUCUCCAAACGAACCACUACGCGCAGACGAGCCUCUUCUCGCACCGAGUACUUCACGCCUAGCGGCUACCUGGCUACCGACUACACCCGGAGCAGCUACCUGACGGGAUCCGGAGAGACCCGAAGCGGUUACUUCAGCGGGACGCGCUCGUCGGGAAGCAGUCGGUCCGAGGAGAUUAGCAACGAGAUCAACGUAGGUAUAGGCGCGGGUGGCAGAACGAGAGAGGUCUUCCGUGAGCGCGUGGUGUACGACAAGAAAAUAAGGGGUCGACCGACGAGGAGGAAAACGAGCGAGGAGAGGAGACGAAGUCAUGAACGUCGGCGUAGACGGCGUAGGAGGUCAAAAUACUGA
Colletotrichum orchidophilum is the source of this 1332-nucleotide messenger RNA. RefSeq lists its product as uncharacterized. The transcript has 2 exons. Bases 1 to 1332 code for a protein of 443 amino acids. The record is from RefSeq and is a predicted model, not a curated record. NCBI's taxonomy places the organism in Eukaryota, Fungi, Ascomycota, Sordariomycetes, Glomerellales, Glomerellaceae.